Molecule: messenger RNA, 6950 nt
Organism: Otolemur garnettii (small-eared galago)
Lineage: Eukaryota; Metazoa; Chordata; Mammalia; Primates; Galagidae
Gene: DYSF
Product: dysferlin
Exons: 56
Coding region: 329-6691 (2120 amino acids)
Biological process (GO): monocyte activation involved in immune response; macrophage activation involved in immune response; T-tubule organization
Cellular component (GO): cytoplasmic vesicle; membrane; T-tubule
Molecular function (GO): calcium-dependent phospholipid binding; calcium ion binding
Source: RefSeq, a predicted model, not a curated record
UGUAAAAUGCCGUGUCAUUGGGAGACUCCGCGGCCGGAGCAUUAGAUUACAGCUCAAAGGAGCCCGGGUAGGCGGCGGGGGCGAAGAUGAGCAGAAGCCCCUGUUCUUCUCGGAACGCCCGCUGACAAGCCAGUCCACUCGAGCAGCCCGCGGGUGUCCUGUUUCCCUUUAAGAGCAACAGCUCUGAGCCGGGAGCCAGAGAUCCGAGGAGGCCUUGCUCCGCCAGCCCUCUUCUCUGAGGGGACCCACGACCUGCACGUCAGCCCUCCGGGACCUUCCCUGGCCCUCUUCGCGCCCUAGACGCACGGGGGCCCCAGGCGCUCCAGGCAUGCUGAGGGUCUUCAUCCUCUACGCCGAAAACGUCCGCACUCCGGACACCGACAUCAGCGAUGCCUACUGCUCCGCCGUGUUUGCAGGGGUGAAGAAGAGAACCAAAGUCAUCAAGAACAGCGUGAACCCCGUGUGGAAUGAGGGUUUUGAGUGGGACCUUAAGGGCAUCCCCCUGGACCAGGGUUCUGAACUUCACGUGGUGGUCAAAGAUCAUGAGACGAUGGGGAGGAACAGGUUUCUGGGGGAAGCCAAGAUCCCACUCCGAGAGGUCCUCGCCACCCCCAGCCUGUCUGCCAGCUUCAAUGCCCCACUGUUGGACACCAAGCAGCAGCCCACAGGGGCCUCCUUGGUCCUACAGGUGUCCUACAUGCCGCUCCCUGGAGCUGUGCCCCUGGUCCCGUCCUCCACUCCUCUGGAACCCUCCCCGACUCUGCCUGACUUUGACAUGGUGGCUGGUGGGGGACAGAGCCGGGCCGAGACUUGGUCUCUGCUCAGUGAGAGCACCGUGGACACAAGAUAUUCUGGAAAGAAGUGGCUGGGCCCCACGGACACAGGAGGAGAGGAAGACACCGAGGACCAGGGGCUCACUGGAGACGAGGCAGAGCCACUCCUGGAUCAGAGCGGCGCCCCAGGCCCUGGGGCUCCCACCACCCCCAGGAAACCACCUUCUCAUCCUCCCCCCUACCACCCCAGUAGCAAAAGAAAGAGAAGCACAUCUGCACCCAGAAAGCUGCUGUCGGACAAACCUCAGGACUUCCAGAUCAGGGUCCAGGUGAUCGAGGGGCGCCAGCUGCCAGGGGUGAACAUCAAGCCUGUGGUCAAGGUUACUGCUGCUGGGCACACCAAGAGGACGCGAAUUCACAAGGGGAACAGCCCACUCUUUAAUGAGACGCUUUUCUUCAACUUGGUUGAGUCUCCCGCAGAACUGUUUGAUGAGCCCAUCUUUAUCACGGUGGUGGACUCUCGUUCGCUCAGGACAGAUGCUCUCCUUGGAGAGUUCCGGAUGGACGUGGGCACCAUCUACAGAGAGCCCCGCCAUGCCUAUCUCAGGAAGUGGCUGCUGCUCUCAGAUCCUGAUGACCUCUCUGCUGGUGCCAGGGGCUACCUGAAAGCCAGCCUGUGCGUGCUGGGGCCUGGAGACGAGGCUCCUCUGGAGAGAAAAGACCCCUCUGAAGACAAGGAGGACAUUGAAGGCAACCUGCUCAGGCCCACAGGCGUGGCGCUGCGAGGAGCUCACUUCUGCCUGAAGGUCUUCAGGGCUGAGGACUUGCCACAGAUGGACGAUGCUGUGAUGGACAACGUGAAGCAGAUCUUUGGCUUUGACAGUAAUAAGAAGAACUUGGUGGACCCCUUUGUGGAGGUCAGCUUUGCAGGGAAAAUGCUCUGCAGCAAGAUCUUGGAGAAGACAGCCAAUCCUCAGUGGAACCAGAACGUCACACUACCUGCCAUGUUUCCCUCUAUGUGUGAAAAAAUGAGGAUUCGAGUCAUAGACUGGGAUCGCCUCACUCACAAUGACAUUGUGGCCACCACCUACCUGAGUAUGUCGAAAAUCUCUGCCCCUGGAGGAGAAAUAGAAGUGGAUGACCAUCUGGGCUUCCUCCCCACUUUUGGGCCCUGCUAUGUCAACCUCUAUGGCAGCCCCAGGGAAUUCACUGGCUUCCCGGACCCCUACGGAGAGCUCAACAUGGGCAAGGGGGAAGGUGUGGCCUACCGAGGCCGGCUUCUGCUUGCUCUGGAGACCAAGCUGGCAGAGCACACGGAGCAGAAGGUGGAAGACCUCCCUGCUGAUGACAUCCUCCGGGUGGAGAAGUUCCUUCGGAGGCGCAAAUACUCCCUUUUUGCUGCAUUCUACUCAGCCUCCAUGCUGCAAGAUGUGGAUGAUGCCAUCCAGUUUGAGGUCAGCAUUGGGAACUACGGGAACAAGUUUGACACGACCUGCCUGCCGCUGGCCUCUACCACUCAGUACAGCCGGGCAGUCUUUGACGGGUGUCACUAUUACUACCUGCCCUGGGGUAAUGUGAAGCCUGUGGUGGUGCUGUCAUCCUAUUGGGAGGACAUCAGCCAUAGAAUUGAGACUCAGAACCAUUUGCUGAGAAUUGCUGACCGGCUGGAAGCUGGCCUGGAGCAGGUCCACCUGGCCCUGAAGGCACAGUGCUCCACGGAGGACAUGGACUCCUUGGUGGCUCAGCUGAUGGAUGAGCUCAUUGCAGACUGCAGCCAGCCUCUGGGUAAUGUCUAUGAGAUACCCUCUGCCACCCAUCUGGACCAGUACUUGUACCGACUGCGCACCCGUCACCUGAGCCAAAUCACUGAGGCUGCUCUGGCCUUGAAGCUUGGCCACAGUGAAUUUCCUGCUGCCUUGGAGCAGGCUGAAGACUGGCUCCUGCGUCUUCAUUCCCUGGCAGAGGAGCCCCAGAACAGCCUGCCAGACAUCAUCAUCUGGAUGCUGCAAGGGGACAAGCGUGUGGCAUACCAGCGGGUGCCUGCCCACGAAGUCCUCUUCUCUCGGCGGGGUGCCAACUACUGUGGCAAGAACUGUGGGAAGCUACAGACAAUCUUUCUGAAAUAUCCGAUGGAGAGGGUGCCUGGGGCCCGGAUGCCGGUGCAGAUACGGGUCAAGCUGUGGUUCGGGCUAUCUGUGGAUGAAAAGGAAUUCAACCAGUUUGCUGAGGGGAAGCUCUCUGUCUUUGCAGAAACUUAUGAGAACCAGACCAAGCUAGCCCUGGUUGGGAACUGGGGCACAACGGGCCUCACUUACCCCAAGUUUUCUGAUGUCACGGGCAAAAUUAAGUUACCCAAGGAUAGCUUCCGGCCCUCUGCAGGCUGGACCUGGGCUGGAGAUUGGUUCGUGUGUCCAGAGAAGACUCUGCUCCAUGACACUGAUGCUGGUCACCUGAGCUUUGUGGAGGAGGUAUUUGAGAACCAGACCCGGCUUCCUGGAGGCCAGUGGAUCUACAUGAGUGACAACUACACUGAUGUGAAUGGGGAGAAGGUUCUUCCCAAAGAUGACAUCGAGUGCCCAGUGGGCUGGAAGUGGGAAGAUGAAGAAUGGUCUACAGACCUCAAUCGGGCUGUUGAUGAACAAGGCUGGGAGUAUAGCAUCACCAUCCCUCCGGACCGGAAGCCGAGGCACUGGGUGCCUGUUGAGAAGAUGUACUACACACACCGACGGCGGCGCUGGGUCCGUCUGCGCAGGAGGGACCUCAGCCAGAUGGAAGCAUUGAAGAGGCACAAGCAGGCGGAGGCAGCGGGUGAGGGCUGGGAGUAUGCCUCUCUCUUUGGCUGGAAGUUCCACCUAGAGUACCGCAAGACGGAUGCCUUCCGCCGCCGCCGCUGGCGCCGCAGGAUGGAGCCACUGGAGAAGACGGGGCCUGCAGCUGUGUUUGCCCUUGAGGGAGCCCUGGGUGGUGUGGUGGAUGACAGGAGUGAAGAUUCCAUGUCCAUCUCUACCUUGAGCUUUGGUGUGAACAGACCCACAAUUUCCUGCAUCUUUGAUUAUGGGAACCGCUACCAUCUACGCUGCUACAUGUACCAGGCCCGGGACCUGCCUGCGAUGGACAAGGACUCUUUUUCUGAUCCCUACGCAAUCGUCUCCUUUCUGCACCAGAGUCAGAAGACAGUGGUGGUGAAGAAUACCCUGAACCCUACCUGGGACCAGACACUCAUCUUCUAUGAGAUCGAGAUCUUUGGCGAGCCAGCUACCGUUGCUGAGCAGCCGCCCAGCAUUGUGGUGGAGGUGUAUGACCACGACACCUAUGGUGCAGAUGAGUUUAUUGGCCGCUGCAUAUGUCAGCCGAGUCUGGAACGGAUGCCCCGGCUGGCCUGGUUCCCACUGAUGAGGGGCAGCCAGCCAUCAGGCGAGCUACUGGCCUCUUUUGAGCUCAUCCAGAGAGAGAAGCCGGCCAUCCACCAUAUUCCUGGUUUUGAGGUGCAGGAUACAGCAAGGAUCCUGGAUGAGUCGGAGGACACAGACUUACCCUACCCACCACCCCAGAGGGAGGCCAACAUCUAUGUGGUUCCUCAGAACAUUAAGCCAGCUCUCCAGCGUACCGCCAUCGAGAUCCUGGCAUGGGGCCUGCGGAACAUGAAGAGUUACCAGCUGGCCAGUGUCUCCUCCCCCAGCCUUGUGGUAGAGUGUGGAGGUCAGACAGUACAGUCCUGUGUUAUCAGGAACCUCCGGAAGAACCCCAACUUUGACAUCUGCACCCUCUUCAUGGAGGUGAUGCUGCCCAGGGAGGAGCUCUACUGUCCCCCCAUCACGGUCAAGGUCAUUGAUAACCGCCAGUUUGGCCGCCGGCCUGUGGUGGGCCAGUGUACCAUCCGCUCUCUGGAGAGCUUCCUGUGUGAUCCCUACUUGGCAGAGAGUCCAUCUCCACAGGGAGGCCCAGACGAUGUGAGCUUGCUCAGUCCUGGGGAAGACGUGCUGAUUGAUAUUGAUGACAAGGAGCCCCUCAUCCCUGUCCAGCUUGCAGAUGGUCUGUCGAGCUUGGCCCCCACUAACAUGGCAUCUUCUCCAUCCAGUCCUCAUGAAGAGGAGUUCAUUGAUUGGUGGAGCAAAUUCUUUGCCUCGAUAGGGGAGAGGGAAAAGUGUGGCUCCUAUUUGGAGAAGGAUUUUGACACUCUAAAGGUCUAUGACACACAACUGGAGAAUGUGGAGGCCUUUGAGGGCCUUUCUGACUUUUGCAACACCUUCAAGCUCUAUCGGGGCAAGACCCAGGAGGAGACAGAAGAUCCUUCUAUCAUUGGGGAGUUUAAAGGGCUCUUCAAAAUUUAUCCCCUCCCAGAAGACCCCGCCAUCCCCAUGCCCCCAAGACAGUUCCACCAGAUGGCUGCUCAGGGGCCCCAGGAGUGCUUGGUCCGCAUCUACAUUGUCCGAGCAUUUGGACUGCAGCCCAAGGACCCCAAUGGGAAGUGUGAUCCUUACAUCAAGAUCUCCGUAGGGAAGAAAUCAGUGAGUGACCAGGAAAACUAUAUCCCCUGUACCCUGGAGCCUGUAUUUGGAAAGAUGUUUGAGCUGACCUGUACUUUGCCCCUGGAGAAGGACCUGAAGAUCACUCUCUAUGACUAUGACCUCCUCUCCAAGGAUGAAAAGAUCGGGGAGACAGUCAUUGACCUGGAGAACAGGCUGCUGUCCAAGUUUGGGGCUCGCUGUGGACUCCCACAGACCUAUUGUGUCUCUGGACCAAACCAGUGGAGGGACCAGCUCCGCCCCUCCCAGCUUCUCCACCUCUUCUGCCAGCAGCGCAGGGUCAAGGCCCCUGUGUACCAGACAGACCGAGUGCUGUUUCAGGAUAAAGAAUACACCAUUGAAGAGAUAGAGGCUGGCAUGAUCCCCAACCCACAUCUGGGCCCAGUGGAAGAGCGUUUGGCUUUGCAUGUCCUUCAGCAGCAAGGCCUGGUCCCAGAGCAUGUGGAGUCACGGCCCCUCUACAGCCCAUUGCAGCCAGACAUUGAGCAGGGGAAGCUGCAGAUGUGGGUCGACCUAUUUCCAAAGGCCCUGGGACGGCCUGGACCUCCCUUCAACAUCACUCCCCGAAGAGCCAAAAGGUUUUUCCUGCGUUGUAUCAUCUGGAACACCAGAGAUGUGAUCUUGGAUGACCUCAGCAUCACGGGGGAGAAGAUGAGUGACAUUUAUGUGAAAGGUUGGAUGAUCGGCUUUGAAGAACACAAGCAAAAGACAGAUGUGCAUUAUCGCUCCUUGGGAGGCGAGGGCAACUUUAACUGGAGGUUUAUUUUCCCCUUUGACUACCUGCCGGCUGAGCAAGUCUGCAUCAUCGCCAAGAAGGAUGCCUUCUGGAGGCUGGACAAGACAGAGAGCAAAAUUCCAGCACGAGUGAUACUCCAGAUCUGGGACAAUGACAAGUUCUCCUUUGAUGACUUUCUGGGCUCCCUGCAGCUGGAUCUCAACCGCAUGCCCAAGCCAGCCAAGACAGCCGAGAAGUGCUCCUUGGACCAGCUGGAUGACACUUUCCACCGGGAAUGGUUUGUGUCCCUUUUUGAGCAGAAGACAGUGAAGGGCUGGUGGCCAUGUAUAGCAGAGGAGGGUGAGAAGAAGAUACUGGCGGGCAAGCUGGAAAUGACCCUGGAGAUUGUAGCAGAAAGUGAGCAUGAGGAACGACCUGCUGGCCAGGGUCGGGAUGAGCCCAACAUGAACCCCAAGCUCGAGGACCCCAGGCGCCCUGACACCUCCUUCCUGUGGUUCACCUCCCCAUACAAGACUAUGAAGUUCAUCCUGUGGCGGCGUUUCCGGUGUGCCAUCAUCCUCUUCAUCAUUCUCUUCAUCCUACUGCUGUUCCUGGGCAUCUUUGUCUAUGCCUUCCCGAACUAUGCUGCCAUGAAGCUGGUGAAGCCCUUCAGCUAAGGAUUCUCCUACCCUGGUGGAGGGGACAUAGGAUGUCCUCCCGGCCAGGAUUGGCCUACCUCCUCCGCCCAGCUCAGCUGAGCUCCUGCAGACCUCCACGGCCUGACUGUCCAGUCAGGGUGGGCAGACAGACAGAUUCAUGCGUGCUCCAAGAGUUGCCAACGAUGACCCUGGGAUCACCCUACUUUUACCAUUUCUGUCCCAACCCCUUUUUGGAUCUGCUUGAAUGUAUUUCGGUAUAAAACAGUUUGUACCACAA